Molecule: messenger RNA, 841 nt
Organism: Corticium candelabrum
Lineage: Eukaryota; Metazoa; Porifera; Homoscleromorpha; Homosclerophorida; Plakinidae
Exons: 4
Coding region: 168-572 (134 amino acids)
Source: RefSeq, a predicted model, not a curated record
GAGAGAUCAACGGACAGAUAUCUAGACAGGCAAACCGAAGCUUAAAUGCACGUGUAUUCCUCAGCUUGCCAAAGACAUGGAAGCAGUGAAGAGUAGACUAGCAACAGCAGAAAGACGGAUAGAAGAGUUGGAUAGACAACUUCAUCAUCAGAAGAGAGGAAUGAUAAAUGAAAGCCCAAGAGUAUACUGUAGAAGCAUUAAUAAGGGAGAUGAAAAUAUUGCUUAUUUACCGAAACUGCCAUCCUAACGUUGCUGUGAAAUUAUCUGAAAAUCUACGAUCGAGACAAAGUUGCCAAGUGACCCUUAUACAAUACAAAGAAGAAAACUUCAGAAAGGGGUCAUCCUAUUCAGACUACCUGGUCAUAUUUCUUCUGGAAGUGGAAAAUCGAUACAUCCCUGGAUCAUUAAACAACAACUUUGAAACUGUCAACAAAUUGACUUCUUACACUCCAGUGUCCAUUCCCAUCGUAGUCGAAGAAGGUCCUGCCCCAAGAAUAGACUGUCCUUAUGGAAUGACGAUGGUCACAGUUGAAACUCUAACUUACAAUAUCAAAUCAAUGGAGCUACAGUAGCAAUGUCAGAAGCAGACUUUUCCAGAUUGACUAGACUGCCAACAGAACAGUUGUAAAUACGUGGAGUAAAGUUCAGUAGCUGCUACUACGUACUCAAGACACUUGGAGACAUGGUAACUUGUCAGACUUGGUACACAAGGAAUCAAUUGAAUCUAUUGACAAGUUUACGCAAUGGGCGUGCCAGAGUAGUCUCUUAUUUAGAGAGCUGUUUGCGUUGACUUUAAGACGGAAGUGACUAAUGAGACCUGUAUUGCUCCUGUAGUCAAUAU